Molecule: messenger RNA, 1104 nt
Organism: Geodia barretti
Lineage: Eukaryota; Metazoa; Porifera; Demospongiae; Tetractinellida; Geodiidae
Source: the annotation of a GenBank genome assembly
AUGAAAACGCGUGCUGCUGUUAUGUAUGAACACAAUCAACCUGUCGUUGUUGAGGAGCUUGAAUUAGAUGAUCCGAAGGAAAACGAAGUCCUCGUCCGGACCGCUGCGAGUGGUGUCUGUCAUUCCGAUCUGUCCGUGGUGACCGGGACCAUCUACUACGACGCAGCUGUCGCCCUCGGACACGAAGGUGCUGGCGUGAUUGAGCAUGUUGGCAGGAAUGUAACCGGUUUUCAGCCCGGCGAUACAGUAAUUUUGUCUUUUGUGAGUUAUUGUGGCAAUUGUCGGAUGUGUCAAAUGGAACGGGUCUGCCUCUGCCAAACCUACGAUGUGCCUCGCGGAUUCCUAUUGGAUGGCACUUACCGCCUCCACAACAGCUCAGGUGAUGGGAUUCUCCAGAUGGCACGGAUCGCAACGAUGUCGGAGUACAUGGUUGUUCCGGAACAGAAUCUCGUCAAAAUUGACCCGCACUAUUCGUUAGAGAAAGCCGCACUCGUGGGAUGUGGCGUGACGACAGGCGUCGGGGCAGUGCUUAACACGGCAAAGGUUGAGCCGGGCAGCACCGUAGCGGUUAUCGGGACCGGCGGCGUCGGUUUGAAUGCCAUCCAAGGUGCCGUGCUCGCACAGGCAGAACGGAUUAUCGCUGUCGAUAUUGCGGAGAAGAAACUCAACUUUGCGAAAAAUUUCGGGGCAACGGAUGUCGUCAACGCCGCUGAGACUGAUCCCGUUGAAGCCGUUCGGGAGUUGACAGAUGGCUUGGGCGUAGAUUACGCAUUUGAGGUGAUUGGGAAUCCCAAGACGAUUGUACAGGCAUACGAUAUGGUCCGACCCGCUGGGAGUGCCGUUAUUGUAGGAAUAGCGCAUCAUGCGUCGGAAUUCAGCAUUCCUGCCCAACGCUUUGUCUCAAGUGAGAAACGAUUGAUCGGUUCAUUUUACGGAUCCUGCCAACCACGGGUGGAUAUGCCGAAACUUCUCAAUCUGUAUACAGAAGGCAAAUUGAAAUUGGAUGAACUGAUUUCACGCCACUAUCGACUUGAGCAGAUUAAUGAGGCUUUUGCGGAUAUGGAAGCGGGAGAAAACGCUCGCGGGGUUAUUGUUUUCAAUUAA